UGAAUUCAAGAAUUAGUGUUGGAAUUUCUGUCAUGAAGAAAAUUCUUGAAAUGUGACACCAGUUGAGGUACUUGAGUUUUUGUUUGCUUCAGAUAAAGAAAAAAACAUAAACAAGUAAACAAUCUUUGUUCCCCUUUCCUAUACAUAUUUACCAACUUGGUGGAUUUGUUGCCUCAUAUUGGGUUAUCUAAAACAAAUUAUUUGAUUAUCUUAUGUUCUUUUUGUAUGUAUUACAUUGUUUCUGCAUGUCUCAAAGAUUAUCCAUCAUACACAAGACUAGGGAAUUCGUGAGAAAUACUUUGUUAAAAUUGAAUUGUUUAACAUACUAAACUAACACAUUUUUGUCAUAUUAUGUAACGAAAAAAACACUUUGGUCAUGGUGAAAGACAAAUCAAGUAUGCAUAUGUUUAGUAGAGAUUCAACCAGAAAUUAAACCUUUCCAUACAUCCAAUUAGACCUGGCAAAAAUCCACCCGACCCGUCAACCCGACCCUAACCCGACCCUUAAAAAACGGGUUAGGGUUCAUAUAUCUCAACCCGCAACCCGUAGAUAACCCGUAUUAUCAACCCGUACGGGUCACGGGUCAGAAGAAAACAAAAGGAAGAAAAGAGGAGGAUAUAUUCUGUCUCGUGUGGUGAGCAAUAGCUUGCAAUGCCGGGAAAACGAUGCUGAGAUCCCUUGCUCUGGUCUCACUCUCUCUUUCUUCCUCAUUUGCUCCUUUUGGGUAAAUACCAGUUGCUUUGUCUCGUGCUCCGCGUCAAUUCAAGGCAUAAAAGCUGCAGAAAUUUGGGGGUGGAAAGCAGAAUUUGACGUUUUCCCGAGGGGGUUUUUUUUGAAAGGUGAAAGCCACUGUCAAAUCUGGUCAGAUACCAAGAAGGGAAGCUAGGCAUGAGGGAAAUAUCUAGAAGAGUAAUUUCCAGUUUGUCUGAGAGUUCAUGGAAUUCAGUGGAUCACCAACCAAAAUCUUGGUCUGACACGCACAUGCUAGCAGCAGCAAAUAAUAUGAAUGGAAACAGGACCAAUAUGAAUUUGAUCCACCAUGAAAGCAGUCUGUUCUCAAGCUCACUGUCAGAAAUAUUUAGUAGGAAGCUGCAAUUAUUGAGGAAUGAUGCUCCAGCUCAUCUACCUAGCUUUAAAGUUUCUUCGGACUAUGAGGAAGAACCUUUAGGAUCCCCUGAAGAAAUUGAGGAGCAGACCAUUGGAAAUCUCCUUCCUGAUGAAGAUGAUCUUUUUUCUGGAGUAAUGGGACUUGAUACUCCUGCCAAUAGGGGUGAUGAAUUAGAGGAUUUUGACCUAUUUAGCAGUGGUGGGGGUAUGGAAUUGGAAGGUGAUGAUUGUUUAGGUGUGGGUCAAGGAAAUUCAGAUAUUGUACGAGCAUCUAAUGUUUCAAUUGUUGGUGGACACCCUUACAGUGAACAUCCUUCUAGAACACAUUUCCUGAGAAACAUUAACAGUAACGUUGAAGAUUCUGAACUCAAGGCACUUUUUGAGCAAUAUGGAGAUAUCUGUACUCUCUAUACAGCCUGCAAGCAUUGUGGUUUUGCCAUGAUUUCUUAUUAUGAUAUAAGGGCAGCCCAAAAUGCAAAGAGAGGUCUCCAAACUAAGCCAUUGAGGCAUAGGAAACUAGAUAUACAUUAUUCUAUUCUAAAGGGUAAUCCAUCUGAAAAAGAUGUCAAUCAGGGAAUGCUGGUGGUUUUCAAUCUUGACACUUCUGUUUCAACCAAUGAGCUCCAACAAAUUUUUGGUGUUUUUGGAGAAAUUAAAGAAAUCCAUGAUACUUCACCCCAGCAAAAUGACAAAUUCAUUGAGUUUUAUGAUGUUAGAGCUGCUGAAGCUGCUCUUUGUGCAUUGAAUAGGUGUGACAUUUCUAGGAAGCAGAUCAAAAUUGAACAAAGUCCUCCAGGGGGACAGUAUUAUCAUUUACCUGCAGUAUUUUCCUUUCUUUUUCACUGUUUUAGGGAAGUGGAUUCUAGUUUUUAAUAGGGAGAUGAGAGCUUUAUGCUGUUUCCUUGUUCUGGUCCUGGAUGUGGAAAGGUUUCUAUUACCCCUUAUACAAUGGUAUGAUUUUACUUCCAUUGUCAUAUUCUGCUGUUAAUGUUGAACUAUCAAUAACACAAUCAAUUCUUU
Rubroshorea leprosula is the source of this 2127-nucleotide messenger RNA. The record is from the annotation of a GenBank genome assembly. NCBI's taxonomy places the organism in Eukaryota, Viridiplantae, Streptophyta, Magnoliopsida, Malvales, Dipterocarpaceae.